AAUCUAAAUUUGGUCCGAUCACGCGACUGAAAAAAAAUGCAAUCUGGAAUAUCUACUUUCACUUUCGAUUUGCCUCAUUGCUUCAAAUUAUUUACAAAAAUCGUAUCAAAAUGCUUAUAUGAAAAGUGUAAAAUUCAUUUACUGGCAGAUAAACAUAGGUCAAAACACAGUGGUUGAUAUGGAACAGAAAGAACAAAACAUUGAUUUCACAACACUUGCUAAACAAAUUGAUUCAAAAAUAGAUCCAGACUUAGUUAAACAAUUGAAACAAGUCGAAACCUUGAAUAUACUUUUGAAAUGCGAUAUGUUUGGAAAUGAAGAACUUAUUCCUGUUGGAAGUUGCAUAGAUGGUUCAAAAGUUACCGUGCCAAGCGAUAGUGGAGACAUUGACGUGUUAAUAGUUUCUAACCGGGUACUUUUAAAAGAGUCAUUGUUUGAUUACGACAAUGAAAAUCCCGCAUUUCUACAUAUCAGAGUUAAAGACGAACAUGAAAAAUACUUUAAAACAGUGAAAAAUCCGAUCAAAGGUGUUUACCUCCCAAUUUCUGUUCUUAAAGAACUUCGAGAAAGAUUGUUCUUUCUAUCUAAAGUGUGGCUAAAUAGUAAAACGCAGGAAGGCUUAUCAGAAGAUGGACAGUUCUUAAACGUUACAAGAACUUCAGCAGUGGGAAAAGAACAGAUGAAAUUGUAUCCGGACGAACAGAUUGCUUUUCAGUUCAUGAAUAACCAAGAAACAUUAACAUUUAAAUUGAAAAGAAUGGAAAAAUUUGCCAAAUGUGCGCUUGGUGGAAUAAUGCAUGUAGUAAAUAAUGCCGAAGAAAUGGAUGACGAAGAUGGAUUAAACACGUUUGAGACACACAGCCAACCAGAUUCCUCUCUGUUAGAGAUGCUGCACAAAUUUCUAGACAUGGCCGAAGGCAAAGAAAACGGUGUUAGUAAUAUAAACAAUAAUCCGAUCACGAAUGAAGAUCUGUACACAGAUGAUACUGCUGAUGAAAAAUGUGAAACCAUGCAGUGUGAAACGCUUGACAGAGAAGGAAGUGAAAACACAUCAGAUAAGAUUUCCACUGAAUUAUUGCGUGGCGGUGCGUAUAAGAGAAAAUUAUCACAAGACUGCACAACAACAGACACGAAGCGUGAUAACUCUGGUUCUGGUUCUGAAUUAGACCGCACAUCUGAACACAAAAAUGCCAUUGAUUCAGAUUCCUUGGAAAAUUCCGUAAAAGAAAGUAGUAAAACAGAGGCAUGCAUCAAAAACCCAAUUCAAAAUGGAACAGCAAAAAAUAAGUCCUCGUUUUCAAAAAUAAAGUCGACAGACUUUGUCCCAGCAUUUAAAUUUGAAGGAUGGCCACGGGUAGCAGAUGAGUGGGUGACUCGGCAGAGAAAAUGGCCUUCGAAAGUAACGCUGAAAAAGGUUCUCGAAUCAGGAUGUCAGGUUGUUGCAAAACGACCUUUAGCCUUGUAUAGUAAACCAAUAGCCGAAGAAAGAGACCCAUACUUCAGACUGUCUUUUGCACUUUCUGAAAUAAUUCUCGCACAAAGCAUGAAGGAGCAACAGAUGUUGUGUUGGCGGGUAUUAAAAGCCUACCAGAAAGCUUUUCUAGAGACUAGACCAAAAUGCCUUACAUCAUAUCACUGGAAAAACGUUGUAUUUUGGGUAAGUGAAAAUUUGGACGAAUCAUUUUGGGAAGAUGAAAACAUCCUUGUAGCGGUGCUUAAAUCUUUAGACUUGAUGCAAAAUUGUCUUCAAAACCGAACCCUGCCAUUUUACUUCGUCAGAAAAAUGAAUCUGUUUAACGGUUGUGACGAGACGUUAUUUGACAGCUUGAUAAGACAAGUUGAAGCGAUUAGGAGAGAGCCGUUAGUAUUUUUGGAAAGAUUCUUAGCAGCGCCUCCUAACUCUGAAACACACUUUCUAGGCAUCGGUGAGAUUGAGGACAUGCUAAGUCAAGAAGCAAAGGCGCAAAACAAGGACAGCAUUUCAGAGGAAAUAGUAAAUGGUUUUAUAAACCAUUUUCCAGCGUUUUGCAAAAUUGAUGAUCGAGGUGAAACACACAAACAGCAGUUUCAUGAAACUGUUUCGGACUUUCUGAAGACGGCUCGGUCUGAAAUAGAGAAGAGGUCGCCAGACGUUUCUAAAGACGCUCAGAAGUCAAAAAGUUUGCAAGAGCAAAUGCUAAACAGUUUGGAAAAAGUCUCAAACUCUUUGAGAAAUGGAGAUGAAGAAGAAAUAUUUAAGUCUUUUGAUAACGCAUUUCAGUCAGUAGCACAUGAUAGAGAGUUAAACGACGAAAACAGCACAGAAUCCGAUUCCGAAAGCGCUACUAAACAAAGUCUUGCAGAUAUGUUCAGCACUUUAUCAUCUGCUAUGGCAGGUAUGCAGAAAGACGACGGAUCAGGAAAUUCAAACAAUGUUUUGGACAGUUUUCACAAAAUAGCAAUGAAAUUGCAAGAAGACUUCGAGUCAAAGAAUAAAAAGUGUGAUCAACCUGACGAGAAAGAAAGCAAAGAAGAAAAUGCAGUACUAUCAACCUUCAUAGGCGUUUUCCCAAAGUUCAUUGAAGGAAUGCAGAAGAGUACCGAAAAUGAAGACGGAAAUGCCAGUUUUGCUAAUGACUUUAGGGAGGUCAUAAAUGAAGCUUCACAGAAAAUAGGAGAGAUAACAGGCAGGGAAGACAAAAAAGAGAAGAAAUUAGAAAUGGAUAUAGAACUAGAUUAAUACAUUCAAAAUCUUAUAUUGACAGAUACCUUACAUAAAGCCAAAGAAUAAAAAUAUUCUAUCUUCUACGAAAUUAAGACUAUGUACAUGAGGAUAUUCAAUUUACAGGUAUAAUCGCCUUGACGGACAUUUAUUUCAUGCCAAAGGCAAUCUGUAUUUUCUGACUACAAGGUUAAAAUUGAGUUUGGCGAUUAAACAUAGAUCGCAACUUUUAACCGUUGGUCCGAUUAAAAAAUUGCACGAGUUUUAUUGUGGUAAAGAAAAUAUGUAACGUUUUAGCUCCAGUUCAUGACAUUGAAAUAACGACAUGAAGGAAACGUUAGUGCAACAAAACUUAAUUCAAUAUCAAGAUAACAAUUGAAUAUAUACAGAGUAACAAUGUAUUUAAUCGUUAUGUUACUGAUUCAUACAAUAAAAAGAUAAUGUGUGUGCUGA
This is a messenger RNA of Mercenaria mercenaria, 3154 nucleotides long. RefSeq lists its product as uncharacterized. The record is from RefSeq and is a predicted model, not a curated record. The coding region runs from base 119 to 2719 and encodes 866 amino acids. The transcript has 2 exons. Lineage: Eukaryota; Metazoa; Mollusca; Bivalvia; Venerida; Veneridae.